AUGCUGAUUGUAAACAUUCCGAAGGGAGUCUUUAACCAGAUUGCCCAACAGAUCUACGUGGGUGGCCAGGCACCCGCUGACUACGCCGCACCACCCUUCCAGAACAUGGCCGGCUUCCUGCCGCCAGGCCCUAAGUUUACGGGUGAAAUGCGCAACUUCUACUGGAACCAAUACGACUUCUUCGGAACACCCCGACUAGCCACCAAGUACACCACAGAAAUCCUGACUCCGCGACUUGAACUGCCCGAGUUUCCCAGUUGGCCCCGCGAACCCACCUACUCCAUAACCUGCAAUCCGGGCCUGCAGUGGGCUACCCUAGACAAACCCAUGGUGGCCAAGGACGCCGGUGACAUGUGGAUUGUGGAGUUUAAAACGCAGUACGAUGGAGUGCUUUUGCAUGUGAGUGUCAGGUGCAUUUGGCAAUUUAGCAUUUCUGGACAGACCUUUGGUUCUCGCAUGUAG
Messenger RNA from Dibothriocephalus latus, 462 nucleotides. Lineage: Eukaryota; Metazoa; Platyhelminthes; Cestoda; Diphyllobothriidea; Diphyllobothriidae. The record is from the annotation of a GenBank genome assembly.